CUCCUCUGGGGCGCCUCGAACGCUGGCCCGCUGCGCCACGGGCUUGAGAGUGGCCGCAUGCGGAAGCAGACCCGGGAGAUGCAAGGUGCCGGCGAGAUGCCGGGGCCCGGAGAAACACCGGACCCGGAAGAGGCAUUGCUGGCAACCAUCCUGGAAACUGGCGGGACGGGGAUUGUUGAGGACUACAUCUGCAACUCGCUUGUAAAGGAGCAGUGGGACGAGGAGCAGACACGCCGUAUGGAGGGGAUGUACAGGCGCGAGAUGCAGGAGGUGUUGGGCCCGAAACAGCAUGCGCUCGGGGCCGAGGUCGACGCCAGCGGGUCUUCGCAACCACUCCCAGACCCACAGCUNCUAGACGACCCAACCGGGAAAUCGAAUGAUUUGGAAGCAGCACCGAUGACGUACAAGGAUGUGAUGUGUUCCAAGUGCAAGGUUUUCUGGGAGGCGGCCAUGAAGAAAGAGAUAGAUGGCCACAAGACCGGAACCUUUACCAAGGUCAAGGAGCUGCCCGAGGGGCGGAAGGCCAUAGGUUCAAAGUGGGUGUUCUCUUGGAAGGCGAAUGAGAAGGGCCUGAUAGUCGACUUCAAGACCCGUAUGGUUGCGCGGGGUUUCUCUCGAAUCCCCGGCAUCGACUUCCACCACUCAUCCUCAGCGUGCCCGUCUGCAGCGUCUAUCAAGACUGUGAUUGCCGUAGCCACUCAAGAGGGCAAGGAACUUGCUCGCUGGGAUGUGAAGCAAGCGUACAUCCACGCUAAGCUAAAAGAAGAAAUAUACCUCAGGUUCCCGGAAGGCUGUGGUAGCAUGUCCGGCAAGGUGGUCAAGCUUGAGCGUGCCCUGUAUGGCCUAAAGCAGAGUGACCGUGGUGCAGGGUUGACCGUGUGUCUUCCGGAAGGGGUGGAUCGACAGGUCGUAGGUCUCAUCGUGAUCUACGUCGAUGACAUCUUAGUGGCGGCAGACAAGGGAGAGCGAGAGGAGUUGUCCGCUUCCCUCAAGAAGAAGUUUCCGGUGAAAGAUCUGGGGGAGUGUACCUGGUACGACGGGUGUGCUAUCGCCAUGGAUGUAGAAAAUGGCAUCACCAAUCUGUCCCAGACAACAUACAAUGAGAGUAUGCUGAAGCGGUUUGAUGUGACCACGACCGCUUUCACCCCUGCUGCCACCGAUGCCGACCUAGGGCCGAACAGAGAUGACGAGCCCGCGGUCGAUGAGCCUGUGAGAGAGGCGAUCGGAUGCCUGAUGUGGAUGAAGCUGACGAGGCCAGACAUCGCCCUGCCUCUGAACAAGCUCCAGAAGAUCGCCCACUCACCCACCGGGAGGAUAUGGAACGCGCUUGUGCGGAUCGUGUCCUACCUGAACUUCACGAAGGACUUCGGCAUCACCUACGUACGGGGGUCAGGACUAGACCUAAGCGAGUUUGCCUACGCUGACAACGAAUUAGACAGGCGUUCUACGACCGGGCUAGCUGGCGUGAAGGAGGCGUUGUUUGUGCGUGGCGUUCUGUCGUUCAUAGCGCCCGAGACGAGUGGGGCGACGAUCAAGGUCCUUGAGGACAGCAAGGAGGCUCUCGCCUUGAUCGAGAACCCGUUCAGCUCAGCGAGGAGCAAGCACAUCGACGUGCGGUUCCAUUUCAUUCGCGAGCUAUUCAAGUCUGGCAAGACCACUGCAGAGUAUGUUCCGACUGGAGAGCAGCACGCCGACAUGCUAACCAAGGUUCUUGGCAGAGAGAAGUUAGAGUACCACCGGAAGGCUCUGAUGGACCUACCGAUGUAG
Molecule: messenger RNA, 1767 nt
Organism: Ectocarpus sp. CCAP 1310/34
Lineage: Eukaryota; Phaeophyceae; Ectocarpales; Ectocarpaceae
Source: the annotation of a GenBank genome assembly